Ochotona princeps (American pika) is the source of this 1020-nucleotide messenger RNA. RefSeq names its product olfactory receptor 7E24-like. The record is from RefSeq and is a predicted model, not a curated record. Gene Ontology annotation, biological process: G protein-coupled receptor signaling pathway. NCBI's taxonomy places the organism in Eukaryota, Metazoa, Chordata, Mammalia, Lagomorpha, Ochotonidae. Gene Ontology annotation, molecular function: olfactory receptor activity; G protein-coupled receptor activity. The transcript has a single exon. Gene Ontology annotation, cellular component: membrane. The coding region runs from base 76 to 1020 and encodes 314 amino acids.
ACUAUUUUCUUUUACACAAGGUUCCCUGGGGAUACGGAAACCAGAAAUCUCACACGUGUCUCAGAAUUUCAUCUCAUGGGCUUCUCUGAGGAUCCAUACCUGCAGCCCCUCCUCCUGGGACUGUUCCUCAACAUGUACCUGGUCACAGUGCUUGGGAACCUGUUCAUCAUCCUGGCUGUCACCUCUGACUCCCACCUGCACACACCCAUGUACUUCUUCCUCUGCAGCCUAUCAUUGGCUGACAUGGGGUUCAUCUCCACCACGGUUCCCAAGAUGAUUGUGGACAUCAUCACACACAGCACAGUCAUCUCCUAUGCUGGCUGCCUGACUCAGAUGUUCAUUCUUGUCCUCUUUGCAUGCAUGGAUGAUUUCCUCCUGACGGUGAUGGCCUAUGACCGGUUUGUUGCCAUCUGUCACCCCCUGCAUUACCAGGUCAUCAUGAACCCUCACCGCUGCAGCAUCUUAGUGUCAUUGUGCUUUGUGGCCAGUCUUUUGGAUUCCCUGGUGCACAGUUUGGUGGUCUUACAAACUACGUGCUUCAAGAAUUUGGAAAUUUCUAAUUUCUUUUGUGAUCCUUCUCAACUUCUGAACCUUAAUUGCUCUGACACCUUCAGCAGUGACAUAGUCACAUAUCUUGCUGGCAUCAUAUAUGGCUUCCUCCCUAUGUCAGGCAUCCUCUUCUCUUACUCUAAAAUUGUCUCCUCCAUUCUGAGCGUCCCAACACCGGGUGGCAGGUAUAAAGCGUUCUCCACCUGUGGCUCUCACCUGACAGUGGUUUGCUUAUUUUAUGGAACAGGCAUUGGUGUGUAUCUCAGCUCAGAUUUCUCUGGUUCUGCUGGGAAAAGUGCUUUGGCCUCAUUGGUAUACACUGUGGUCACUCCCAUGCUCAACCCCUUUAUCUAUAGCCUGAGGAACAGGGAAAUCAGGAAGGCCAUGAGGAGGCUUCUGAGGAAUGCAUUUUUGUACCUGUGUCAUGCAUUUGUACUGCAGCUAGGGAAAGACAACAAACCUAAGCAUUAG